GGCAGCUUGAUAUCUUGCAUUCUACGUGAUUGUUGCCACUCGUGCUCGUGAAAUAUUUUUGCUUUCGAAGCUAUUUUAUGGUGUAAAUAACAUGCAGGAAUUACAGGAGAAAUCGCUACCGAUCAAAACGGGAUCAUCGCGCGGUGUAUCGAGGGUGCUGGACAAACUGCGAGCUUCCAUUGAGUCGAAAAACUUCUACGAAGCACAUCAGAUGUACCGCACGCUUUACUUUCGGUAUGUGUCGCAGGGGAAAUAUGACGACGUGUUGGAACUGCUGUACGACGGUGCGCUGACGAUGCUAGAGCACGAACAAUUCAGCAGUGGUGCAGAUCUCGGUCUGUUAAUUAUACAAACACUCGAAAAGGCUGGCAUUACCGCUGGAUGUAGCGAGCAAUGGAUGAAGCGGCUUACAGAGCUGAUUGGCAAAAUUAAACCAACUAUUGUCGAUCGGGAAACGUUGCUCGAAAAGGCAAUGAAAUGGAGCGGUUCGCUCGUGAUGUCCCCGACCGGGCAUCCACUGAUGCACCAGCUGUACGCGCAGAUACUUUAUCGGGAGGGUGAUCUGAUUCACGCCCGUCAUCACUUCGCCCUGGCGAGGGACGGUACCAGUUGCGGGUUUCUGCUGAUCGAAAUCAGCCGCACGAAGGGUUUCACCAGCGAGAUCGAUUUGUUCGUCGCCCAUAUUGUACUGCAGCAGCUUGCACUGAAGGAACCGGCGGUUGCUGCGGAUACGUUUGCAACGUACUGUAAAUUUCACACGGGCAUCGCCUGUACCGAUCCACCGUUCGCCUUUCCGCUGCUGAACUUUCUCUUUUUUCUGCUGCAACUGGUCGAGCAGAACAAUCGCAAGUAUGUGACGUUCAUGGCGCUCUGCGAGCUGUACAAACCGUCGCUCGAGCGGGAUCCGUCCUACGAAAAGUAUCUGCAGAAGAUAGGUGUUAAAUACUUUGACGGCAGCAGGUUUGAGCAGCGGAACAUUAUCUUUAGUGAUUUAAUUCAGCAGUUUUUUAUCGACAUGGAAGAGGGCGAACUAGAGGAGAGCACGACCGUGCAUGGAGACGUUGAUUAAUUGUGAUCAGAAUUGCGUAGAAUCGCGUAGGUCUAGAAGGGGAGCCGAAUGAGAAGGUGAGUUAAUUAUAUUAUUAUUUUUUUUGCGUUCGCUAGUGAGUGUCGGAGGUCGGACGACAGGCGCAGUUGUACAGCGUCCGACAAAACAAUAGGACCACCCCCUAAUGUUAUCUUCAAGCCGUUGAAAUGCCUUCAUAAAUGCGACGGAAUCAUGCGGAGGAAUAAAAAAAAUUCGAUUGAUUUUAUCUCACGGAUGAAGGCAUUUCAACAGCUUAAAGAUAACAUUGAGAGAUGGUCCUAUUAUCUUGUCCGACACUGUAUAUGAUUCAAAUAUAUGCAGUUUCCGUACGGGUGGGAAGUAGGUAAUGUAGUAACGAUUAUAAUAGAACCAAUUAAGAACGGAAAAUGAGCUUCGUAUCGCGAGUAGUACUAAACAACUACAGCCAACAGCAAACGAUAAACACAAGGGAGUUAGCAAUUGCGAAGCAAGGGAGUACAUUAUUCGAGCGACAACACAUGUCCCAAGAAUUUAUCAAUUUCAUUUGUUCAGUUUAUUCGAAAAAGAUUUUCUUCUACAUCUCGGCAAGAGAUCAAAGUAUGUUUUGCAGAUUUACAUAGCGGGCAGUCAUGAAGACGUGGGUAGUAGACUAACCGCGCGUACAAGAAAGAGAUAAGCUUUCGCUAUUGUCUAAAACUUCUAACCAUGUGAGCAACACAUUAAAUAUUACAAUAAGUUGUGUCGUAAAUUUAGCAUGCUCUGUAAAGCUUCUGUUCGAUAACGAGUAUAGCAGCUCGUCUAAAUUACUCCGCAUACGUUUCCCGCGUACAUCAAUGUAUGAAGAUAAACAUGGUGUAUCGUUUGUGAUAUAGCUAAUAUUGUUUUGCAACGGUUCCAACAGUCGGAUAAGAUACGGAUGGCAAAUAUCUACUCGCCCGCAAUAUAAACCUGGUACAUAUGUACACACAAACUUUCGGAUCCAAUAGUCCUAACAAAGUAGGAUCGUAACGAUUUUGCAAUGGAAACGAUUGUUUGAGUGAUAACGGUGAUACGUAAACACAGCUGCAUAGCUAUGGAUAACUUUAACUCAUCCGAAUCACGUGUUGUAACACAGUCUUUAUUUAUCUGCAAUAAAAAGAAAC
Anopheles moucheti is the source of this 2208-nucleotide messenger RNA. RefSeq names its product Golgi to ER traffic protein 4 homolog. Gene Ontology annotation, cellular component: BAT3 complex; cytosol. Gene Ontology annotation, biological process: protein insertion into ER membrane. Bases 92 to 1069 code for a protein of 325 amino acids. Lineage: Eukaryota; Metazoa; Arthropoda; Insecta; Diptera; Culicidae. The transcript has 3 exons. The record is from RefSeq and is a predicted model, not a curated record. Gene Ontology annotation, molecular function: protein binding.